Acanthosepion pharaonis is the source of this 825-nucleotide messenger RNA. NCBI's taxonomy places the organism in Eukaryota, Metazoa, Mollusca, Cephalopoda, Sepiida, Sepiidae. The record is from the annotation of a GenBank genome assembly.
AUGCCUACAAAUAUUUCUCGAUUAUAUUUACUUUUUGUUCAUAUCUAUCGAUCUAUCUAUUUUAGUCUGUAUCUAUCUAUCUAUCUCGGUAUGUUCGUAUUUAUCUAUCUCUGUCUGUGCCUAUCUAUCUAUCUAUCUAUCUAUGUCUGUUAUAUCUAUCUAUCUAUCUAUCUAUCUAUCUAUGCCUGUUAUAUCUAUCUAUCUAUCUAUCUAUCUAUCUAUGCCUGUUAUAUCUAUCUAUCUAUCUAUCUAUCUAUCUAUCUAUCUAUGUCUGUUAUAUCUAUCUAUCUAUCUAUCUAUCUAUCUAUCUAUCUAUGUCUGUUAUAUCUAUCUAUCUAUCUAUCUAUCUAUCUAUGCCUGUUAUAUCUAUCUAUCUAUAUCUAUCUAUCUCAGUCUGUGGGUUUCUAUCUAUCUAUCUAUCUAUCUAUCUAUCUAUCUAUCUAUGUAUGUAUGUCUGUUAUAUCCAUCUAUCUAUUUCUAUCUAUCUCAGUCUGUGUUUCUAUCUAUCUAUCUAUCUAUCUAUCUAUCUAUCUAUCUAUGUCUGUUAUAUCUAUCUAUCUAUAUCUAUCUAUCUCAGUCUGUGUGUUUCUAUCUAUCUAUCUAUCUAUCUAUCUAUCUAUCUAUCUAUCUAUGCCUGUUAUAUCUAUCUAUCUAUAUCUAUCUAUCUCAGUCUGUGUGUUUCUAUCUAUCUAUCUAUCUAUGUCUGUUAUAUGUAUCUAUCUAUCUAUCUAUCUAUCUAUCUCAGUCUGUGCGUAUCUAUCUAUCUAUCUAUCAAUCUAUCUAAGUGUAUUAAUAUCUAUCAUUCUAUCUAUUUAUCUAUCAUGA